UAAGGGGGAAGUAUGUGUGUGUGUAAUGGGUGGGUGUGUAUAUUUUCUGUUUCACUCUCCGCCUCUUUGGUAUUUUGGUUUGAGCUUUGACAAGUGUGACAUCUUGAACUCACUCUCUCUUUUGCUCAUUGCCAUUCUUGCUCUCUUUCAACUCAAGAAUGAAAGGACCGGAGCUUGUAGACUUGACAAGUCGCUUUCGAUUCGCUGAAUCCUGUUUGGGCUUAAUGGGCUGCAUAUUCAUCAGUUAUGCUGUCUGGAUGCCUGACUGGUUGGAUGGAAAAGGACUGUGGUCCAGGGGAAAUGAGUCCAGUCCAGAUGACAGCCAGACACAAGGGCACGUAAUCCAAGGUCUAGGGCCUCAAAAUGUGUUUGCUGGCCUUUCUUUCCUUAUGGCUGUAAGCUCUGGAAUUCUGUGUCUCUUGUUUGCAUUCUGCUGGACAUCCAAGACUGCGCUCUCCUACUCCAACACCCGCUCGCUGCUGAUGGCAGGCCAGGCACUUUACCCCACCACACUGCUGCUCAUCACACUGCUACCGACAGGUUUUUUUUUUCUCUUAAGCUGGGCGCUCUUCACCAGUCAACAUAUUACUGAUAUCCCAGAUGACCUGACAUGCCUGGGCUCUUCCUAUUGGAUAGGUGCGUUGGGCUGGGCUCUGCUGUUAGCUGUUCUGCCAGUGGUGUUCCUGGUGGAGCAAUGUGUGGUACCUGACAUACUGCCUGAGCUGAAGAUGAAGACUGAAUUGUGGCGGAGAGGAUUUGUGGUGACACACACACGCUCGUUCAGUGAUAGCUACCAGCAUCGUACAAAACACUUUAAGCCUGAGUACAAGAGAUACAUGUCAAUGCCCUGAGUGAAACAGCAUCAUCAAAAAUCACUGCUGUUUAAAAAUCCAAUCACUGUUCAUCCAGUGAAAGGCUGAGUAUGUGUCCAGAACCAGGUAACUAAGAAUAUUGGGCCCUUUUCACACAGGAAGACGCCUGAGGAUUCACUAAGCCAUGAGUUACAUUACAAGGAUUUUUACGUUCUGGAAGCUCAGGAGGCUGUGGCUGAGUUACUGAUGAUAUACUGCCAGAUAUACUGUAAUAGCCUGAAGAACAAAAUAAACUCAUAUUUGUUUGGAAACAGACAUUAUAAGACUUAUUAAGCAUAUUCAGACCCACAAAUUACUAAAUUAAUUAUGCACUACUUUAACUUGAAAAAAAUGUUUUAAAGGGAAAAACAACAUGAAACACGCUAAACUUGUUUAUUUUGAUAUGUUUGAUGUGCUUAGUGAUUCAGGUGCUAAUUUGCUAUAUUUUUAUUGUGACUGUAUUUUUUUCACUGUGUGCUGCGAAGUUAUCACAGGGAGAUAUUGCAAAAACAAUAGUAUUUAAUAAAGAAAACCAAUCCAACAA
Tachysurus vachellii is the source of this 1395-nucleotide messenger RNA. RefSeq lists its product as uncharacterized. Lineage: Eukaryota; Metazoa; Chordata; Actinopteri; Siluriformes; Bagridae. The record is from RefSeq and is a predicted model, not a curated record. The transcript is spliced from 4 exons. The coding region runs from base 159 to 851 and encodes 230 amino acids.